This is a messenger RNA of Adineta steineri, 2463 nucleotides long. The record is from the annotation of a GenBank genome assembly. NCBI's taxonomy places the organism in Eukaryota, Metazoa, Rotifera, Eurotatoria, Adinetida, Adinetidae.
AUGACAGAUAAACCGGAUUCAUAUGCCGGUUUUAAUGAGUACAAUCCUUUGUUAGAUACCAAUAGUUUGAAAUAUGAUACUGAAUUACAGCAAGCUGUUUUAAAAACUAGUCAUGGUCGACGAGCAGCACCGAGUAGUCAAGCUGGUCAGAAAGGUGGAUUUUUCUCAAAAAUGAAAAACGUAUUUAAUCGACCAAAAAACGCAGAUGUACCCGUAUCAGCAAGUAAUUCGACAACAGGUCGAUUAGGAACUGCAUCGCGUGCUGCUCAACAACAGCAACAAAAUACUGCUGUGGGUGCUCCACUUGGUUCAACUGCUCGUCGUCCUGUUACAGCACAAAAACGACCAACAACAGCUAUACAAGGUGCGGGUUUUAGCGCUGGACCAGGAGCAUUCGGUAGUUAUGUCGCAGUAUCAGCAGCAGGACCAAAUCCAUUCGAAAAGAAAGAAGAAAGUAAUGAAGAGAAAGCACGUAAAAUAGAAAAAAGUAUUAUUGAUCUUGUGAAUGAAAGUUGUUUAGCUUAUGAAAAAAAUGAUAGUAAAACAGCACUUGAAAAAGCUGAAGAAGCAGUAACCCUUCAUUGUGCAAAUAUGUAUACAAAAUGUGGUAUGAAUACAGAGGCAAUAAAUCAGUAUAAUAUAAUACUUAAAAAUAAAUUAAUUCCUGCACAUAGUCGAAUACGAAUAAAUAUGGGCAAUAUUUUAUUACAAUCAAAACAAUAUGUAAAAGCAUUAAAAAUGUUUCGUAUGGCACUUGAUCAAGUGUCUGAACAAAACUCGGAUUUAAAAUUAAAAAUUCGAGAAAAUAUCGCUGCUACACAUAUUAUAAUGGGUCAAUAUGGUGAAGCAGCUCAAACAUAUGAAUCUAUAGUACAAGAACGAGCAAAUUAUCGUGUUUGUUUUAAUCUUCUUCUAUGUUAUCAUACAUUAAAUCAACGUGAUAAAACACGAUCAGCAUUUACUGAUUUACUUAAAAUACCAUUUAUAAAUUCUGAAGAUGAUUAUCUUGUAUCAAUGGACAAAGAAAAUAAACAUGCUAAUCUUGUUUUAGAAGCCAUACGAGAUGAUCGUUUAAGACAAUAUGAACGCAAACGACGUCGUUUUGCUGAACAUGUUAUUAUUACAGCAGCUAAACUUAUUGGUAAUAAUUCUGAUGGUGAAUUUGUUGGUGGUUAUGAAUGGUGUAUUGAACAAGUACGAGCUUCGUCUUAUAUUGAAUUAGCAAGUGGCCUUGAAAUACAAAAAGCUAUUGCUUAUUUACGUGAAGACAAUUUUGUGAAGGCUAUUGCCACGCUUAAAGAGUUUGAAAAAGCUGAAGCUAAAUUAGCUAGUGCAGCUGCAACUAAUUUAUCAUUUUUAUAUUUUUUGGAAAAAGAUUUAAAUAAUGCACAUAAAUAUGCUGAUUUAGCUUUAAAAUCGGACAAAUUUAAUCCAGCUUCUUUAACAAACAAAGGUAAUUGUUGUUAUGCUCAAGAAGAUUAUGAUAAAGCACAAUAUUAUUAUGAAGAAGCAUUGAAUAUUGAUGCUGGUUCUGUUGAAGCUCUUCAUAAUCUUAUUCUUACGUUAAUAAAAUCACGUCAAUUUCAACGUGUCAAAGAUUAUCUACAUAAGUAUACAAUAAUUCAGCCUGACAAUAGUCAAGUUUUUUGUUUAAUGGCACAAGUAUUACAACAAACAAACGAUAUUGAUCAAGCAAAAAGUUGGUAUUUACAAGCAUUAAGUAUACAUCGAACGGAUGGUUAUUUACAUCGACGAAUAGGUGAAUUAAUUGAUGGACAAAGUAAUAAAUCAGAUGCCUUACAAUAUUAUUUCGAUGCUUAUCGACAUAAUCCAUGUGAUAUAAAAACCUUAGAAUGGCUUGCAUCUUAUUAUAUUGAAACACAAUAUCCUGAAAAAGCAGUCGAAUUUUGCCAACAAGCCGCCUUAGUCAGACCAGGUGAAAUUAAGUGGCAUUUAAUGGUAGCAUCAUGCUAUCGUCGUGCUGGUGAUUAUACAGCUGCCUUAGAAAAAUACAAAUGGAUUCAUCAACAUUUUCCCGAAGAUACCGAUUGUAUUCAAUUUUUAAUUAAAAUUUCUACUGAUCUUGGUUUACAUGACCGUGAAAUGUAUGAAAAUGAAUUAAAGAAAGUAAAUAAACUCAAAGAAAUACAACAACAGCGUAAAACAAGUGCAGAUAAAAGUCAAAAUAUGAUUAAAGGUCGAAAAGUAACAUCUACUGAACGUGAUGUUUCUUCAAACAAUCGAAAUCAGCAAAUAGAUGAUCAUAGAAAAAGAAUACCUAUUGACCUCGACAAUACAGAAGGUGUUUUUUCUCAACAAGAACUUAUUACAACUCAUCCGUAUGUUGAGCAAUUUCCUGAACAUAUGAAAAAUGAACGACCAAAAACUGCGAUCAGUAAAAAAGAAGCAAAUACAAUUAUUUUCGAUGACAAUGACGAUGCAGCUGAACUAUUACCCGAUUAA